AUGGCGCAGUCCGAAGUGGAUUGGAGGUGCCGAGCGUGCUGGCGCACGAACAAAGCCAACACGGGGAAAUGUGCGCGAUGUGGCAUUCUAUGGUCUCAUGGCCAAGAUGUCACCUAUGUGCCACAGAAGCAGACCCGGAGUCCGAGAAGGGCGACAUGGAACUAUGCUGGGCAGCAGUCGCAGCAGACAUGGGCUACGUGGGCGGAUUCCCAAUGGGCAGACGCGCAACACGGAGCCAAAUCACAGUGGACCAAAUCGCGUGGCAAUACUCCAAAGAAGCGCACCUCAAGUCGGAAGAAGGGCAAGCCAGUGAACUACGGUGCUCCCGAAGUAGAACCUCCUUGGCAGCCAAACUACUCAGGAGGGCCCACAACAAGCACGACUGGCGAGGAUUCUUCAGGUGCACAGGAGAAGCUUGCGAUAUUGGCGACAGCGCUUCAAGAAUCGAACACGACUCUUGCGCCCAACGUCAGGGACAUCGUGAACGAGCACACGACCCCGGCCCCUUCGACCAAAGGUCUGAAGGCUGCGGUCGACAAGAUGGACAAGGCCAGGAAGAAGCUCAAAGAGGCCGAAAAAGCAAGAUACAACAUGCACGCAGCAUGGCGGCGUUACAUUGCCGACUCACUACAGCGAUGGACACAGUUCGCGGAGAAGUUCGGCAAGGACGAUCAAGAACUGGCAGAGCGAGUCCGAGCUGCGAAAGAGAAACUGCAGGCCACAAAAGAAGAGGUCGACACCAAGAAGGCAGCGUUAGAAGAGGCGGACGAGGAGGCUCACAUCGACAUUUCGGACGACGACAUGCAGGAGAAGGUGGACUCUGCGGAGAACAUUCAGGCCAGCUUGACCAACAUGGUGGCCAAUCUCCACGACCUGCAGCAGAAAGCCGAGGCCGCGAUCGUCGAAGCAGGAGAAACCAAAACCAAGCGACAGCGCACAGAAGAGCCUGGUCAUGGAUCCUCUGCUGCUCCUCCAUCUUCCAAGAACUCUUCAUUGGAGCCUUUUGGCGGGACGACAUCCUUGAGGUUUUCUGAGCACCUGGAGUUCUAUGUGGGUUUUGAGCACUCCGGGAAGAUGACACGGUUUCAACUUCCUUUGUCAUCCUUUUCACAACACGCGGCUCUACGAGAUUGGCUCCAAGAUCCAAAUGCAGGGUCCACGAACACCGCGGAGGACGAAGAUGCCACCGACGAGAUUUCGUGGAUGUCUGCACAUGUUCCAAGAGAUCCUGGAGCUCCUCUACCAUUUCAGAAUCGUGAUGCAGCUGUAGUUGCUGAUCUUCCUGCAGCUGCUCACCAAGAAGAUGAUGUUGAGAUUGAGGUCGAGGCGGCUAUUGAAGACCCCAGCAGCUCUUCUGAAUCGGAGCGUCCACAAGAGAUGAGGCAUUCCACUAUGGCGUUCUUCAUGGAUCGAGAUCCCAUGCACUGCAGGCCAAGAUGGUGCACAUAUGAGGAUCUACACAGGGAUAUCACAGAGUACUCAUCGCUUGGCGCUCACGACAUUGCCCGAGUUCAUGUUGUUGGCCAACCACCGGAAGAUCUACAGAUGGCAAGUGUUCGCCCUGUGAUAGUCCAGCAACCGCAAGACGUCACUGAAGGCUCUACUUUUCAAUUGGUUCUUCUUGAUGUGGAUUUUCACAAUGCCCUUCCUUCACUCGAGGCGGAGACUGUCAGGCGAGUCAAGUUGCUUCCUCAGACCAUUUCUAGGAAGGCUCUCAUCGCGGUUCUGGGACUCCAGCCAUAUUGCAACUAUGCAAGGAAGACGUGCCUUGUGUGGCACAAUCGUCAUCCAGUUGCAGCACAAAGCAAAGCGCUUUUAGACCUCAGGCAUGGGGACUAUGUGAAACUGGCUGUUCCCCCAGGGCGCGGUGAUCUACGUCACCAGCACACGAGAGACGUUGCACAGUGCAUGAGGAGAGGAUAUCGAGCUAGCAACAUACCAACCCUCAUGGAGGCGUUUCCUCAGGGCAUUGAUGUUGCAGACAUGCCAGUCAUUGACACGUUCAGUUUCAUUCCCAAGCCAGAGGACUUGGAUUAUGAUAGGGAUGCCAUGACUUUGAUGCAGAUUUCAGGCCCGCACAGACCCUCCUUUGAUCCCUGGCCGACCUUCCUGACGCGGUUUGACCAAUGCGAGGCUCCUUUGUGGCAGCUCAAGGUGGGAGAAGAAGACAGAGUAGAGUCAAGGAUUCUCACGACUUCAGAACAAGUACAACUACCUGGCGAUGGAGUUCAGCUUCGUUUUGGCAAUGAGAUUCCUUUUCUACAAGAUCUUCAUCCGUUUUGGGCACAUUUUGCAGCAGUGGAAAUUGAAGAAGAAGGCAGAGUUCUGUACAUUCAGACCUGGUUUUCUGAUCACGAACGUUUUCCGACUUGCGGAACAUCGCGUCCGGUACGGUUUGUCAGUAGUCUUGUUGAUUGCGCAGUUUGGCAUGGUGAUUAUGAGCUUGAUCAUGUGCAGCAGUACCCAACGAGACACGGAUUGAGCUUCAUCGUCAUACGGAAUCACCUACAAGAUGUCAUGCGAAGGGCAGCUGCGGCGAGCUCUGCAUCCAGCUCACUUGGCCCCUCACUUCUUCAGGUCAAAGUUGAGGUUCAGAGCAAACGAACGGUCAUUGCACUUUCGGAUCUUAUUCCAGAAGGUCAAGCUGAGACUGAGUCGGGCUACAUCCUUGCCAGAGUCAAAUGGUUUCUUCAUGAGCAACCACAUCCAGACUUUUUGACGCUACCACAGGCGCCCUCCAACAUUGAGGUUGAGCAGGAACUUUUGCAUUGGGGGCUGGAAGUGAGAGCGAUCGUUUGUUUGGAACGCGACUGUGUUCUUUGCUUGCCUCGCACGUUGCCCAACCAUGGUAGGUUCGACUAUUUCUUCGUGAACAUGGACGCUGAGGAUGAAACCGACAUCUUAGCCCACUCCGCAGACACCAAGUUGUCAGAGAUGAGACUUAUGCAAGUCCUUUAUCAGCUUGGGUACUGGCGGGCAGUGAUCAUGCAGCAAGAUGAAGUACAUCCACAGGUCUUCAAGAUUCUUUUCAAGGAUCAGAAGGUCAUUACAAUGAAACCUCCAAAGAAGCCUCUGCGAGAAGCUGUUUGGCCUCCUCAACAGUGCGGAAAUAGAGGGAUGUCACCUUUUUUCCAGCCUCCCAUUUCUUUUGGCAGUGAUCAAUUGGUCGACAUUGGCGUCUCGGUGGAGGACAUGCAUGACUUCUUCAACUCCCAUCAAGGAUCUUUGCGGUCAGACCUCGACGGGUACGAGCUGCCUGAAGAAAUCCAGACUGCAAUCAGUGCCUGUGAUCAGUCACUGAGGAUGGACGACCUUGACCGCCUGCUCAUUUAUGCAGACGGAUCUUCGAUGGGUUGUGCCAAGCAUACAGCACCACAAAGAGCAGAAGAAGAAGGAGUUGGAGAUACUUGGGCCUAUGUUGUUCUAGGUGAGAGGUAUCAACCACCAGGGCUUCGCUUCAUUGGAUGGAGCGCACAUCCCGUGAUCUACGAGGAGGGCCACAAUUACCACCUUGGUGCCAAGCGGGUUGGUGCAGACAUUGCAGAGAGGGAAGCCCUCACUUGGGCAGCCCUUUGGCGGCUCAGUCAAAACUGGGCCAUUCCAACCUGCUUCCGGUCGGACUCCAGAGUUUCCUUAGGCCAGGCGGAAGGCACAACUGGAUCGGCUCAGAUCGAUGACUCUUUGGUUUUCCUACGUGGGUCUUUCCAGGCGCUUGAGGCAGCCCUGGGAUCAGAUGGAGUGCUUUAUGCGCACGUGCCUGGACAUGUGGGUGAAGUUUGGAACGAGCUUUGUGACUGGCUUGCGAAAAAUGAAAGGCAGAAGAGCCACUACUGCACCAGACCGAGCUUUGCAGUUCCCAAGUGGUCACAGGCCAUCGCACACCUGUGGAUGAUCUUGCGACCACAGGUCGACCUACCGCAAUUUUGUGGCCACGGUCUUCACGCCCCUGCUCCCACACUUCCAGCUCAUCAUCAAGCCGCCAAGACGCCGCGCAUCGAGCCACCGCAGUGGGACCACAUGAGAUUCACGUUCAGCGCGUGUACUGCCAAUGUCCAGUCUCUUUGCACUCCUCCAGAGGGACAUGGUGGUAAGAUUGACUUUCUGAGGCGCCAGUUCGUUGAGUUUGGCUUCAACUUUCUUGGCAUUCAGGAAUCCAAGACGGACGAAUUUUGUUCUUGUGUAGAUGAUGUCUACAGACUCAGUGCAGGGCAUCACAAUCACCAACAAGGGGUUGAAUUAUGGAUCAACCUCAAACAGCCGUAUGGCUUCCUACGUGGCAAGCCACAGUUCUUUGCGCGUGGAGACUUUCAAGGUGCCAUUGAGACCUGGACGGAUCCCACGGGUCUCAACAAGCACUGCAUUGACUAUGUGCUUUUGUCUUCUCAUUUCAGCGAAGCCUGUGUCCUUUCACGUGUGGUCACAGAAUUUGACUUGGGCACCAGCAGUUGGGACCAUGAAGCCACGGCAGUCGAAUUCACAUGGACUUCUUGGGUUCCUCAUGGAUCACCUGGUAAAGGAGAAGGCCUUGGUUUUGAUCCUACGGCAGUCACGGCGGCCACAGUCAAGGAAAUUUUGCAUCAUCAUGAACCUGCAGCGUGGGAGACCAACAUUGAGGACCAUGUGCACGAGUUCACCAGGUCACUUCUUGAUGGCUUGCGAGAAAGGUGUCCGAUACAGAAAUCAAAACCAAAGAAGCGCCACAUCACACCAGAGAUUUGGGUGCUACGUGAACAGAAACUUCGGGCCAAGAAGCGGCUAAAGAACCUCGCAGUGCGACAGCGUGAAGAAAGUUUGGGAGUCAUUUUCAGAGCCUGGAAAGGACAGGGUGGAUCUUUGGUGAAGGCAGACAGCUUUCUGCUCUCCCACAACGCCCUUUGGAUCCACAAUCUUCACCUUGUUGCGCUUUAUCGCCGUGCAGCGCAUGAUCUUCGCAAGCAGCUUUGCAAGGCGAAGCAAAAUGCCCUCAAGGUUACAUUUGAGGCUAUGGAUGCGAAUGCGCCUGCCAGCCAAGUUCUACAUGAACUCAGGCAAAGACAGACUUUGCUGUUUGAGCGCUUCCUACAAGCAGAACAACUUGGGGGCCGCCCCACGGUCCCGGUGACCUUGGGCGUUCAUUUGGGCCGCUCCUUCGUUCGUGAUCGCCAUCGACGUGGUCACAACAUAGCGAUGCUGUUCAUCGAUCUUACAGAGGCCUUCUAUCGCAUCUUGCGCACGCUUGUGACAGGAGAGCCGGCGGAUGACGAGCUCAUCAUGAAGGUUGGACAGAAGCUGGGGUUCACUGAUGAUCUCAUGCAGGAGCUCUACAACCACCUUGCGGAGCCAGCGGCACUCGCAGCGGCGGGGCUUCCUGCACACAUGCAGAACGCGAUCAAGGCGUUACAUGUGGACACACAUUUUGCAGUCCGCGGGCAGGCUGACGUCUGCCGCACAGCCUUAGGCUCUCGCCCAGGCGACUGCUUUGCGGACGUGAUUUUCUCCUACCUAUGGGGCAGAAUUCUUCAUCGUUUUCAAGCCUCGCUCAAGGCCAUGGACAUUGACGAGCAGAUCCCGCAAGACGAUGGAUUGCGUCUUCGUUUGCCGGAUGAAGCCCCUGAAGGAAAAUUUUGCAGUUUCCUUGGGCCUACGUGGAUGGAUGACACGUGCAUUUGCGUGUCAGAUCCUGAUUCACACCAGCUGGAGCGCAAAAUCCAUCAAGCCACGGGAAGACUUUUGGAGCUGUGCACCACCCACGGGCUUACCCCCAAUCUGGGGCCAGGCAAGACUGAAGUUCUCCUGAUCUUUCAAGGGAAAGGCUCCAGGCAACAGAAGAUCAAAUAUUUUGGACCCACUUCUGACAAGACUUUGAAGAUUGUGGGUGAGAAGGGGAUGCAAUCCGUCAGAGUGGUGCAACACUACACGCAUUUGGGCUGCAUCCUUCAUCACAAACAGGACAAUCGGCGUGAAGCUCGUCGUCGUGUGGGCAUAGCGCAGCAGACCUUCUCGCAGCAUAGGCGCCAUUUGCUGCAGAACCCUGCGCUGUCAUUGGCUCGUAGAGUCGAGCUCUUCAAGACGUUGGUCUGGAGUCGUUUCUGCUUUGGUACGGAAUCAUGGACCCUAGAUGAAAAGGGCACCAAAGAGUAUGUUCACAAUGCACUGGUCCGGCUUUUCAAGAGAUUGAUCAAAGCGGGUCAUGAUGCUCACCUUUCUGACGAUGACGUCUUGGUUGAGACAGGCCUCAAUAGUCCCUCGGAACUUUUGCGCAUUUCACGGCUCCGAUACAUCGGUACUCUAUACCGUUGUGGUCCACGUGUUCCAUGGGGGCUGAUCAACAGUGACCAAAAGUGGACUACUCUGAUUGCGGAUGACUUGACCUGGCUUUGGCACCAACUGCAAAAUGCUUCGACGCUGCCGGAUCCAGCGGAGGUGAACAUGCAAUACUUCAACGGCGACGUCGACACCGUGUUGAAGGUUUUCACCAGAGCUUUGCACGAUGCUUCCAGCAGCUUGACCCACAGAGCUUUGGAGAUGAAGCCCUUGGGGCUGCUGACGAAGAACCAGUCUCUAUGUUUGGCUCAUGAUGGGCUUCUUCCACCGCUCCAAGCUGCCGGUCCUCGCCAAGAAGAUCAACCAGCUGUCGAACUACCUGCGCAUGACCUUCGACUUGCAGAGGAGAUUUACCUUGCAAUUUUGGAAGAUGAGGGGCAGACGGAUCUACAAGCUCUGGUUCGUGGAGUUGUGGCGCGUCGGGUCACUACAUGGACCAUCUGGUGCGCCACCAUCAACUACAUGCUGGAGAUUAUGACGGAGGCGGACAUUGAAGUGCUCAACGUCGGGGACAUUGACAUGAGGCGGCUCCUACGUGGACUUCUACAAGUUCAAGCAUGGGCCUUUCUGGUGGACGAGCGAUGUUCACGGGGUUCUCCGCAGAGACCCACUUUGGAGGCAGUCGAGCAGGGCUGUCUUCAUGCCAGAGCAUCGGCAUCGACGCGCCCGAGACUAUGGGAGGUUCCGAGACCCAUGGCCAAAGAACGCUUCGUGAUCCACGCGUUCUCGGGCAGGAGGCGUCCAGGAGACUUUCAGUUCUUUCUGGACGAGGCACAAGCCAACUUCCCCGAGGUCACCAUCUUCACGAUCUCCGUGGAUCUCAUGACGGACCCGCUCUGGGGUGACGUAUCACGUCACUCUGUACGUGAGUUUUGGCUCACAGCUGUGCGUCAGAGGCAGGUCGUUGGGGCGCUUGCUGGACCCCCGUGUGAGACGUGGUCACAGGCGCGUGGCAGCAAGCUUUCUGGAGCUGACGGCCGCCAUCAUGGACCUCGAGUUGUGCGUGACAUCGAGGCACUAUGGGGCAGGGCUUCGUUAGCUUUGAAAGAGGUGAGACAGUUGGACAUUGGGAACCUCCUCCUCCUUUUCGUUUUGGAACUCCUCAUCAAUCUCGCCAUGACUGGCGGAAUUGGAGGCCUGGAGCAUCCUGCUCCACCGGCCGAUCCCUUGAAGGCAAGCAUUUGGCGACUUCCUUUGAUGUUGUAUCUGCUGGAGUGGCCGGAGUUCCAAUUUCUUGAGAUAUCCCAAGGGUUGUGGGGAGCGCCGUCUCGCAAACCUACGGGACUUUUGCUUUUGAACCUCGAGAAUAUGAUCCCCGCAUUGCGAAGCUGGCAGCUCACGCUGGAGAUGCCGAAGGGCAGCAGCAUCGGCUUGAACGCGGACGGGGAUUGGGCGACGGGGGUGCUGAAAGAGUACCCUCCGGCGCUCUGUGCUGGCCUCGCCAGUGGUUUUCUUUCUGCGCUCCACGAGCAUAAAGUGGACGCGCACGCCGAGAUCAGUCCCGCAUUCCGAAGGCAGGCCCUAAAGAUGGUUAUGACAACCGAAGGGGCGUGUAUAGGUACUGGUGCUGUCUUGCCACUGGUCGAGGAUGCCGAGCUGGAACUGGAGGUCGAGCAGGCGCUUGCUGCGGAGGCGGUCCCUGCGAACAUCACAAGUGAGCGUGUUGAGGGUCCGACGGGAGAUUUUUUGAUUUAG
This is a messenger RNA of Cladocopium goreaui, 7998 nucleotides long. Lineage: Eukaryota; Dinophyceae; Suessiales; Symbiodiniaceae. The record is from the annotation of a GenBank genome assembly.